UGACUAUUGGAAAAUCAGUUGUAAAAGACCAGUCAAUGCGUACAGAUCGCAACCAUUAAAUACAAUUUACAAAAAUAUAACUUAAUACAAACAACCGCGUCAUGACAAGUUGAAAAACUGAAAAGAAAACAGAAACAAAAAACAGCUGAGCAGAACGAAACGCGCGUGUGCAAAAUAGAGAACAAAAUACAUGCGUAUGUAUAUAUAAAUAUAUACACACACAAACAACAUUUACAACGGAAAAUUUUGAGAAGCGAAUAGCGUGUGAAAGACGCAGAAUCGUAACGUAAGCGCAACCACGCAACAGUCUUUACGUAAUUAACAGAAUCAACGUGAUAUCCAUACGAAAAAUGAGCAGCUCAGUGUUAAGCAUGGUUCGUCCAAGUGCUGCCACGAACGGCUGUGCAGGCCCCACAGCAACAGCAACGGCCACUCUGCUCGCCCAGCAACUAAAUGCGGCGCUGGCUAGCGGUAAAAGUACUGUAGCCGCUACGCAGCCAAAACAGCCGCUGCAGGCAGCCAAGAUAAUAAAGCAAUCGGACAUCGUUUGUUUCGACGUCGACUCAACUGUCAUCUGUGAGGAGGGCAUCGAUGAGCUGGCCGAAUUUUGCGGCAAGGGCAGCGAAGUGGCCCGCGUAACCAAAGAAGCCAUGGGCGGCAGCAUGACCUUCCAGGAUGCGCUCAAGAUUCGCCUGAACAUCAUUCGCCCGACACAACAGCAGGUAGCCGAGUUCAUCAAGCAGCGGCCCAGUACGCUCAGCCGGAAUGUGAAGCGAUUUGUGGCUCAGCUGAAGGCGGACGGCAAGCAGGUGUAUCUCAUAUCUGGCGGCUUUGAUUGCCUCAUCGCCCCUGUGGCCGCAGAGCUGGGCAUUCCACUGAGCAACAUGUUCGCCAAUAAAAUGUUAUUCGACUACAAGGGCGCCUACGACAGCUUCGAUGUCACCCAGCCCACAUCUCACUCUGGCGGCAAGGCGGAGGCAAUUAGCAUGAUUCGUAAGCAGCAGCCGGCAGACACACUAAUCACAAUGAUUGGAGAUGGUGCCACCGAUUUGGAAGCUGUCCCACCGGCAAACAAUUUCAUCGGCUACGGCGGCAACGUGGUGCGAGCGGAGGUCUACAGGCGCGCCCAGUAUUAUAUAACAGACUUCGAGCAGCUGAUGUGAAGGCGGAGGUGGAGGAGGUCAACCACAGCGAAUUUAGUAUUGCAAAUCGGCGUGUUAUAGUUUCUAGAGCAAAUAAAUUAAGUAUAUAAGCCUACAUAUAAAUAAAUAAAAAUAUAUAUACAGACAUACAUUUAAAUACAUUGAUAAUGUGUACAUGCGAGUGCAUAAGUUUAUAGCCACUUGGAAAACAAUAAAAACGGUAGUUAAAUGUAGAGUAACAAUA
This is a messenger RNA of Drosophila mojavensis, 1386 nucleotides long. It is a transcript of the gene aay, whose product is annotated as phosphoserine phosphatase. Gene Ontology annotation, biological process: dephosphorylation; L-serine biosynthetic process. Gene Ontology annotation, cellular component: cytoplasm. The transcript has a single exon. The coding region runs from base 351 to 1163 and encodes 270 amino acids. Gene Ontology annotation, molecular function: magnesium ion binding; L-phosphoserine phosphatase activity. NCBI's taxonomy places the organism in Eukaryota, Metazoa, Arthropoda, Insecta, Diptera, Drosophilidae. The record is from RefSeq and is a predicted model, not a curated record.